Messenger RNA from Orycteropus afer afer, 2565 nucleotides. Lineage: Eukaryota; Metazoa; Chordata; Mammalia; Tubulidentata; Orycteropodidae. The record is from RefSeq and is a predicted model, not a curated record.
AUGGAUCUGCGGGUGGGCCAGCGGCCCCCAGUGGAGCCCACCCCAGAGCCCACACUGCUGGCCCUGCAGCACUCGCAGCGUCUGCACCAUCACCUCUUCCUAGCAGGCCUGCAACAGCAGCGCUCGGCGGAGCCCCUGAGGCUCUCCAUGGACACGCCGAUGCCCGAGUUGCAGGUGGGGCAGCAGGAGCAAGAACUGCGACAACUUCUCAAUAAGGAUAAGAGCAAGCGGAGUGCCAUAGCCAGCAGUGUGGUUAAGCAGAAGCUGGCAGAGGUGAUUCUGAAGAAACAGCAGGCAGCUCUAGAGAGAACAGUCCAUCCCAGUAGCCCCAGCAUUCCCUACAGAACUCUCGAGUCUUUGGAGACAGAAGGAGCCACCCGCACCAUGCUUAGCAGUUUCCUGCCUCCUGUUCCCAGCCUGCCUAGUGACCCCCCAGAGCACUUCCCUCUGCGUAAGACAGUCUCUGAGCCCAACCUGAAGCUGCGCUACAAGCCCAAGAAGUCCCUGGAGCGGAGGAAGAAUCCGCUUCUCCGGAAGGAGAGUGCCCCGCCCAGUCUGCGGAGGCGGCCAGCAGAGACCCUUGGGGACUCUUCCCCCAGUAGCAGCAGUACACCCGCGUCAGGGUGCAGCUCCCCCAACGACAGUGAGCACGGCCCCAACCCUGUCCUGGGCUCCGAGGCUGAUGGGGACCGCAGGACUCAUCCCACUCUGGGUCCUCGGGGGCCAGUCCUGGGGAACCCCCAUGCUCCCCUCUUCCUGCCCCCUGGCCUGGAGCCCGAGGUUGGGGGCACCUUGCCCUCACGCCUACAGCCCAUUCUCCUCCUGGACCCCUCAGUCUCUCAUGCUCCGUUGCUGACUGUGCCCGGGCUUGGGCCCCUGCCCUUCCACUUGGCCCAGUCCUUACUGACCACCGAGCGGCUCUCCGGGUCAGGCCUCCACCGGCCACUGAGCCGGACCCGCUCAGAGCCCUUGCCCCCCAGCACCACCGCUCCCCCACCGCUGGGCCCCCUGCAGCCCCGCCUGGAGAGGCUCAAACCUCACGUCCAGCUGAUCAAGAGGCCAGCCAAGCCCAGCGAGAAGCCCCGACUGCGACAGAUACCCUCGGCUGAGGACCUAGAGACAGAUGGCGGGGGUGUGGGGCAGGUGGGGGACGACAGCCUGGAACGCAGCAACUGCCAAGGGCAGCCGGACUCCAGAGGCCCCUUUCCUCUCCAGCAGCACCAGCAGGUGUUCCUCUGGGAGCAACAACAACGACUGGCGGGGCGGCUUCCCCGGGGAGGCCCUGGAGACUCUCUGCUGCUUCCCCUGGCCCAGGGUGGACACCGGCCCCUGUCCAGGGCUCAAUCUUCCCCAGCCGCACCUGCCUCACUGCCAGCCCCAGAGCCUGCUAGCCAGGCUCGUGUCCUUCCCAGCUCUGAGACCCCCGCUAGGACCCUGCCCUUCACCACAGGGCUGGUCUAUGACUCGGUCAUGCUGAAACACCAGUGCUCCUGUGGAGACAAUAGCAGGCACCCGGAGCAUGCUGGCCGUAUCCAGAGCAUCUGGUCCCGGCUGCAGGAGCGGGGGCUCAGGAGCCAGUGUGAGUGUCUCCGGGGCCGGAAGGCCUCCCUGGAGGAGCUGCAGUCAGUCCACUCGGAGAGGCAUGUGCUACUCUAUGGCACCAACCCGCUCAGCCGCCUCAAACUGGACAACGGGAAGCUGGCAGGGCUCCUGGCACAGCGGAUGUUUGUGAUGCUGCCCUGUGGUGGGGUUGGGGUGGACACUGAUACCAUCUGGAAUGAGCUGCACUCCUCCAAUGCAGCCCGCUGGGCCGCAGGCAGCGUCACAGACCUCGCCUUCAAAGUGGCUUCCCGUGAGCUAAAGAAUGGUUUUGCUGUGGUACGCCCCCCAGGACACCAUGCAGACCAUUCCACAGCCAUGGGCUUUUGCUUCUUCAACUCAGUGGCCAUAGCCUGCCGACAGCUGCAACAACAGGGCAAGGCCAGCAAGAUCCUGAUUGUGGACUGGGAUGUUCACCAUGGUAACGGCACUCAGCAGACCUUCUACCAGGACCCCAGUGUGCUCUACAUCUCUCUGCAUCGCCAUGAUGAUGGCAACUUCUUCCCAGGCAGUGGAGCUGCGGAUGAGGUGGGGGCUGGCAGUGGUGAGGGCUUCAACGUCAAUGUGGCCUGGGCCGGAGGUCUGGACCCUCCCAUGGGAGACCCUGAAUACCUGGCUGCCUUUAGGAGAGUUGUGAUGCCCAUCGCCCGAGAGUUCUCUCCUGACCUGGUCCUGGUGUCGGCUGGGUUUGAUGCUGCCGAGGGUCACCUGCCCCCACUGGGUGGCUACCAUGUGUCUGCCAAAUGUUUUGGGUACAUGACACAACAGCUGAUGAACUUGGCAGGAGGUGCAGUGGUGCUGGCCUUGGAGGGUGGCCAUGACCUCACUGCCAUCUGUGAUGCCUCUGAGGCCUGUGUGGCUGCUCUUCUGGGCAAUAAGGUGGAUCCCCUCUCUGAAGAAGGCUGGAAGCAAAAACAACCUCAACGCCAUCCGCUCCCUGGAAGCUGUGAUCCGGGUGCACAGUGA